Messenger RNA from Acromyrmex echinatior (Panamanian leafcutter ant), 3226 nucleotides. RefSeq names its product regulatory transcription factor Rfx (gene Rfx). Gene Ontology annotation, molecular function: DNA-binding transcription factor activity, RNA polymerase II-specific; RNA polymerase II cis-regulatory region sequence-specific DNA binding. NCBI's taxonomy places the organism in Eukaryota, Metazoa, Arthropoda, Insecta, Hymenoptera, Formicidae. The record is from RefSeq and is a predicted model, not a curated record. Gene Ontology annotation, biological process: regulation of transcription by RNA polymerase II.
CCCGGAGAGCUCUACGAGCCGACUGUGGCGCGCGGUUUCCUGGGUGACGGGCUGUCGCCUUCGAGACCAAGGCAGUAACGAAAAGGAGCGCGCCCGCGCGCGCGCCUAAAGAAGAAAGAGAGAGAGAGAGAGAGUGAAAAGGAGAUAAAGAGAGCGCGCCCGCUCGACGACGACGACGACGACGACGGAGGGACACGUCGUUCGGCCGCGCAAGUGCGCCCGGGCGCCGCUGCGUUCGAGCACACGCCAUUCAUGAAGACAGAUUCGUCUCUCCAGCAGCGGAGAGGUAGUAGCGGUGGUGGCGACGACUCAGUGGGUGCAGAGAGAGACGAAGGAGUGAUUGCCAUGACUACGACAGGAGCCCAGUAUGCCCUUGCAGCAGCAUCCACCGGGGCUAAUAACAGUGGGGGUAGCUCCACGGCGGUAGGGGUGGAUUCUAAGCAAAAUGUGGUUGUCGUGACUACUACUUCCAGUUCCAGUAGCGGUGGCAGUGUAGCACAGACUCAGUCUGCCAGAGGCCAAGAACCAGAGUUCAUCACUGUCGUGACAAACCCUGACGCUUCCAGUCCCAAUAACUUACAACCCAUUCAGUUAUUGGUUCAGGAUCCACUUGAUACAACUGCAGAUUCGUCCAACGGCUCAACAGGUACACCAGCGCAUGUUACAGCACAGGUAGUAGUCAAUACUACUCAUUCUGGUCAGCACGCAUUAGUGGAUUCUGACGCUGCUUCUACAUCGGCUGGCACCAUUGUCAGUGGUUCCCCGCACUAUAUAACAGUCACAGGCACCAGUGAUUCAUCACCCUACGCAGCCCUCACAACAGCUGUAGUGUCCGGUGACGCAGAGGCGGUGGGGUCCGAGUCGAUCUCUCAUCCAACUUACGUUCAAUAUGUCGAAGGGGAUGGCUCCACGUAUAUACCAGCGAAUGGCCAGAUGACAUAUCCUGUUUACGCUGUCGGCGAAACGGGAGCAAUGUAUACUCCAGCUUCGGGUCAAUAUUACACUCCAGCAACAACGCCAGUCACGUAUGCACAGGUCACAGGACAAGGUACGAAUUCGACUACCGGACAACUGUUGUCGCAGGGCAAUGGCACGUACUUGAUUCAACAGAGCGUAGUAGAUGCAGAUCCGACCCACACGCUCAUAUCCGCAGCUACCACGCGCACCAGCCCGCCAACAGAGACGGCGGAGGCUGUGGUUAGCGGUGGUGGCGGGGCAUACUUGAUCAGCGGUAAUUCUGGAGAUAUGACUGGAGCCGUGGAAGAGGUAGCGGCAAACGUGACGCAUGCUACUAGAGUCUCCCAGGCCACCGUCCAUUGGUUAUUGGAGAAUUACGAAACCGCCGACGGCGUGUCCCUUCCAAGAUCAACACUUUACAAUCAUUAUCUACGUCAUUGCUCCGAAAACAAAUUGGAUCCUGUGAAUGCAGCUAGUUUUGGCAAAUUAAUACGUUCUGUAUUCUUGGGCUUAAGAACUAGGCGUUUAGGCACUAGGGGAAAUUCAAAGUAUCAUUAUUAUGGAAUUCGUGUUAAGCCAAGUUCACAGCUAACUGUAAUGAACGAGGAUAGCACAUCGAGACAACAGCAGAGCGCAAAUUCUCAAGCCAAGCGAUUCAAAUUUAAUAGUCAAAAACAGGACUCUUCUUACGAGAAUAACGCACACACGAACACGAAUAUUUCCGCCAAUUCCUCAUCGCCACAAUAUCACCAGUAUCUCGGUGAAGCAAGUGGCGCCAUUCCCGAUUUCCCAGACAUCUUUAUUAGUCACGACUCGUCCCUGCCCAAGGAUUGCACCCUUGAAGACAUUGAUACGUUCCGCAGCAUAUACAGAGAACACUGCGAAGCGUUCUUGGAUGCGGUGCUGAAUUUCGAAUUUGCUACGGUAGAGAGCCUUUGGAGAGAAUUCUGGCGUAGCCAGGACAAUAAUAACGGUGAUGAAUGUGAAGAAGAGAAGUAUUUGUCAAAAACCAAACUAUAUCAGAUGUGUCAGUGUACGGGAGUACAAGACUUUAUAAAAAAAGUGGACUAUACAUUCUAUCAGAAUCUAGUCGAUGUUUUAAUACCUAAUGUAUUGCGACCGAUACCAAGUUCAUUGACACAAUCUAUCCGAAACUUCGCAAAGGGAUUGGAAUCUUGGUUACAGUCAGCGAUGGCCGAUUGUCCUGAAGAAAUGACUCAAAUUAAGUUAACUGCAGUGUCAGCUUUUGCUCAAACUUUAAGGCGUUAUACAUCAUUAAAUCAUCUCGCACAGGCCGCGCGAGCGGUGCUUCAAAAUUCUAGUCAAAUUAAUCAAAUGUUAGCUGACCUGAAUCGCGUUGAUUUUCACAACGUGCAAGAACAAGCAUCCUGGGUAUGCCAAUGUGACUAUGGGAUGGUACAACGUCUUGAAACAGAUUUUAAAGUAACACUACAACAACAAAAUUCACUGGAAGAUUGGGCGAUCUGGUUGAAAGGAGUUGUUACUCAAGCGCUUAAACCACACGAGGAGAAGCCAACAUUUGCUAAAGCUGCGCGUCAAUUUUUGCUUAAGUGGUCGUUUUAUAGCUCAAUGGUUAUCCGAGAUCUCACUUUGAGGAGUGCUGCGAGUUUUGGAUCUUUUCAUCUUAUUAGAUUACUUUAUGACGAGUACAUGUUUUAUUUAAUAGAACACCAAGUAGCUAUCGCAACUGGGACUACGCCAAUAGCUGUAAUGGGAGAUAAAAGUCAAAAUUACUCUUUAGUUAAUAGCUUUGGGGCAACGUCCAAUGGAGAUGCGUCUAAUACGAGCCAACCAAAACGUAUAAAGCUAAGCUAACUGUGUGCCUACACCCUUUAGUUUAUGAGUAAACCAAUAGCACACGAAAAUGCGAAGAUACUAGCACGAAAGCAUGCAGGCCUACUACAAGAGAAAAACACACUAGUCUCAUAAAUUAUUAUUUUGUAUAACGUCAAAUUAUAAUUACGACAUAUAAGAAGAGGAUUUUUGCAUAAUGCCUACGACGUAUACAAUUCAAGUAAGUCUGUGUGAUAUAGAGAGGUAUUGUACUCCGAAGCCUUGUCUCAUAUAGGUAUGGCGCAGGUUUAAAGUAUCGCUGGCACGAUUUUAGUAUGUUAGUAUAUAUCAAAUCUAGUCGAAACAUCUUUGGAAAAAAAUUAAAGUAUACGGGACCAUGAAUUUGUCAUGCCCUCUAUCACGUUUGAAAAGCCCACUCGAUUGUGUUUUCUAUGGAUCAUUAUUCAGUAUUUAU